Penaeus chinensis is the source of this 2079-nucleotide messenger RNA. It is a transcript of the gene Tango4, whose product is annotated as pleiotropic regulator 1-like. Lineage: Eukaryota; Metazoa; Arthropoda; Malacostraca; Decapoda; Penaeidae. The transcript is spliced from 7 exons. Gene Ontology annotation, molecular function: protein binding. The record is from RefSeq and is a predicted model, not a curated record. Bases 88 to 1506 code for a protein of 472 amino acids. Gene Ontology annotation, cellular component: precatalytic spliceosome; catalytic step 2 spliceosome; Prp19 complex. Gene Ontology annotation, biological process: mRNA splicing, via spliceosome.
UCACAUGUAAACAAACGUAGCCAGAGGUUUCGGCGUCCCGGACUUGUAGUUUUUGUAUCUUCCUUAGUAUUUUGUGGAGCAGAAAAAAUGCCAUCAAGCACAGAAGAUGUACAGAGACACUCUGUGCACACCCUUGUCUUCCGCUCUUUAAAACGAACUCAUGAUAUGUUUUUAUGUGAUCAAGGUGCUCUGCCACCAACUGAUUUAUCUCUAGAAAAACUGCGACAUUUAGUAAAGUCAAGAGAUCAGUAUGGUCCUGUACUUAGUAUUGUGGCUCAGAACAGACACAAAGCAGCAACACAGCAGAUGUACGACAGCACCCCCAACGAUCAUCCUGUUACAAGCAACACAAAUGGGGAAGCCUCAGGUCCACUAGCACUCCCAGCACCAUCUGGACCCCAGGCACCAUUACCCCCCACACCUCCCCCACAGAGCAUGGCUCUUGUUCCAGCCACACCCAGCACAGGUGCCAGUGCCAGUCAGCAGUCACUUGUUCCGAGGCGGCCGCCUACCCUGCCCAGACCCAAGUGGCAUGCUCCUUGGAAGCUCGCUCGUGUCAUUUCUGGUCACCUUGGCUGGGUGAGAUGUGUUGCAGUUGAACCAGCCAACGAGUGGUUUGCUACUGGCUCUAAUGAUCGUGUCAUCAAGAUCUGGGAUCUGGCUUCAGGGCAGUUAAAACUCUCACUGACUGGCCACGUGUCUGCAGUGCGCGGCUUGGCUGUGUCACCACGCCACCCCUACCUCUUCUCCUGUGGUGAGGACAAGCAAGUCAAAUGUUGGGAUCUUGAAUAUAAUAAGGUUAUUCGGCAUUAUCAUGGUCAUCUCAGUGCCUGUUAUGGUUUGGCUUUACACCCCACAAUUGAUGUCCUCGUGACUUGCGGCAGAGACUCCACAGCACGUGUGUGGGACAUGCGAACUAAAGCCAAUAUCCACACACUAUCAGGACACACAAAUACAGUUGCAUCUGUCAUAUGCCAGGCAGCUGAACCUCAGGUGAUUACAGGCUCUCAUGACUUCACAAUCCGGCUGUGGGAUCUGGCAGCCGGCAAGACCACAUGUAAACUGACCCACCACAAGAAGAGUGUGCGAGCCUUGGCCGCCCAUCCUGAGCUGUACAUGUUUGCCUCUGGUGCCCCAGACAACAUCAAGCAGUGGAAGUGCCCCAAUGGAGAGUUUGUGCAGAAUUUGUCUGGUCACAAUGCAAUUGUAAACUGCCUUGGCAUGAAUCGUGAAGGUGUUUUAGUCUCGGGAGCAGACAAUGGUACCUUAUACUUCUGGGACUGGAGAACAGGUUACAACUUCCAAAAACUUCAAGCACCUGUCCAGCCAGGCUCCAUGGACAGUGAGGCUGGUGUGUUUGCGAUGACCUUUGACCAGAGCGGCUCUCGGCUCAUCACUUGCGACGCUGACAAGACCAUCAAGAUUUAUAAGGAGGAUGACACUGCGAGCGAGGAAAGUCACCCCAUUAACUGGAGACCGGAAAUCUUAAAGAGAAGAAAAUAUUAAGGCUGUAAUAGUUAGUAUUAUUGGAUAUUGCGUAUUGUAUUGGAUGAAUUGAUAUUAUAUAAUGUCCUUUUAAAUGUAAUUGUAUUUCUGUCUAAUGUGUGGAGGUAAAUUUCCUGUAGGAAGGUUUUACAAGUUUAUUGUUUUUUUUUUUUUUUUUUUUUUUUUUUUUUCUUUCUUUCUUUCUUUUUCUUUCUUUUCUCUCUUUCUUUCUUUUAUAUUUUUUAUUAGCAGUCCUAAUACCAGUUAGGAAGUCCUGAUAGUAAUAUGUAUUUCUUAUUAUUAUCUUUAUUAUCUUAUUGUUUUCAAUUUUCUCACUUUUUAUAGCCAGAAUAAGAAUCUACAGUACAAUUUAGGAAAGGAUUUGUCCCCAUAUAUUUUAUAUUUAUAUUUGUAAAUCUUGAUUUUUGUCUAGAAUGACAAACACCUCUUUGCUAAAACAUUCUUAUCAAUUUGAAAUUUUAGUAUUUUUAAAAAGUUUUCAUGUCCUUGAUUGGGGAAAAAACUUUUAGCUACAAACAGGAAAGUAUUUGUAUGUUUCACUUUGAUUAUUUGAUAUUAAAAAAAUAAAAUAUU